GAGCAACUGUCCCAUGGCCCUGGGCGCCCUCUCGGAAAGUUACAUAAAGCAAUGGCUCUAGAAGAUUAUGGCUCCUUUAGGCGUGCUGGAGCGCAGCACAACUUCAAGAGCUGCCUUUAAAAACUCGCCAUUGGUAGCAUGCAACUCCUCAACAGACAGCGUCUUUCUUUGGAAGCGCCAUGGGUGGAUGCGUUCCAGCCCCCAUUGGCAUGUGUGCUUAGCUCCGCGGAAGCGCGCCCAAUGUGUUUUGGGAGCUGAGAAGCAAGCUUCGUCCUUCGCUCGCCCCAUUCGCCCCAAGAAGCCCACCGAGAUGGAUCCUCUCCGUGCGAAAGCUACUCCUGCGGGCAACUCGCAGACCGAAAGCGCCCCUUCGCAGCUUCCCCUGAAGCCCCUGGUUGUGGUGGGUUCAAUCAAUGCUGACAUCUAUGUCGAGGUUGACCGAUUGCCGAAGCCAGGGGAGACUUUGGCAGCCGGCAGCGGGUAUACUCUGCCUGGGGGGAAAGGAGCAAACCAAGCGGCGUGCGCAGCGAAGCUGGGGUAUCCGACUUACUUUGUGGGUCAGGUGGGUGAGGACGGCCAAGCGAUUAUGCUCCGCGACGAGCUCCAGCAGUGCGGCGUGCGGACCGACCACCUGCGGUCAGUUUCCGGGCCCUCCGGCCAGGCCAUCGUGAUGCUCCAACCGGGCGGCCAAAACUCGAUCAUCAUCGUGGGCGGGGCAAACACAGCGUGGCCGGAGCUUUCCCCCGGGCAGCGGUUGACGAGCGAAGCUAGGAGUUUGAUACGCGGAGCGGGCGCGGUGCUGCUGCAGCGGGAGGUGCCAGAGGAGAUCAACUUGGAGGCGGCCGCAGUGGCCGAGUCCGCGGGCGUGACGGUGGUCCUCGAUUGCGGGGGCGCGGACGGCCCCGUGUCCGAAGCGCUUCUCCAAAAGGUGUCCGUCAUCAGUCCGAACGAGACGGAGCUCGCGCGCCUCACGGGACGGCCGACGGACACGCCGGAUGAGGUCAAUGGCGCGGCGGGUCUUCUGAAACGACAACAGCACUUAUCCGUGCUCGUCAAGCUGGGCGAACAAGGCUCCCUUCUGUUCCCCGCUGUCGGAGAGCCCCUCCGGCAACCGGCCGUUCCCGCUCCGUCAGUUGUCGACACCACGGGGGCCGGAGACACUUUCACGGCGGCGUAUGCCGUUGCCACGUUGGAGGGGAGGUCGUCCAAAGACGCCCUCGCGUUUGCGGCUCUCUGCGCCUCUCUGUGCGUCCGCUCCAAAGGGGCGAUGCCCAGCAUGCCAGACCGGGCCACCGUCGAUAAGGAGCUCAAAGCAACUCAAGCCGUUGCUUGAAAGCCCGGGAUGAAGUUGGUGCUGCAAGAAGAAUAUGAAAUAAACUCAGAAGCGCGCCGAAUUUACAAAAACUGGGGGCUUAGAUUUCGUGCUUACUUUCCUGUACGUGCGCACGCGUGAUAAGGCCGUUCAAAGGUGCUUAGCUCUUUUGCAAAAGUUGACUUCCGAAGACAGAAAAGUACCCGCGCAAAUUGCAGAUUUCGACGUUUCGACUCGGUUCCUGAAGCUUCGAGCCGGUCUUCUCACAUACACUUAACGAUUCGAACUUCGCAAGGUUGCUCGCUGCUUCACAUUCACACAUCCUCGCAUCAACGUCGCCCACUUGCUUUAGC
Messenger RNA from Klebsormidium nitens, 1665 nucleotides. The record is from the annotation of a GenBank genome assembly. Lineage: Eukaryota; Viridiplantae; Streptophyta; Klebsormidiophyceae; Klebsormidiales; Klebsormidiaceae.